Molecule: messenger RNA, 1725 nt
Organism: Microsporum canis CBS 113480
Lineage: Eukaryota; Fungi; Ascomycota; Eurotiomycetes; Onygenales; Arthrodermataceae
Exons: 2
Coding region: 1-1725 (574 amino acids)
Biological process (GO): regulation of DNA-templated transcription
Cellular component (GO): nucleus
Molecular function (GO): transcription cis-regulatory region binding; DNA-binding transcription factor activity, RNA polymerase II-specific
Source: RefSeq, a predicted model, not a curated record
AUGAGCGACUCGCGUCAGACGGCCCAUGUAGGCGAUGCACCAGUUUCCACCGUCGCGACGGAGGCGGAUUCUGGCAGCUACUCCUUUCUCGUCCAUUCCAACGAGACAUUGACGCAGGACCUCCCGCCCAAGGUCGAUAGCAAAGUAUACAUCCGUCAGCGCCGUCGACGAACGAGGUAUGUGUUCCUAGAUCCAUCGAGUGUCGGCAGAGACAAGAAGGUUACCAACUAUGUGUACUGCAGUCCGGAAGACCAUGCUAUCCUUGAAGCGGAAUACCGACUGAAUCCAAAGCCGGAUAAGGCCACCAGAGCAAGCAUUGUUAGCAGGGUCUCGCUGGGAGAUAAGGAAGUUCAGAUAUGGUUCCAGAACCGAAGACAGAAUGACAGGCGGAAAUCCAAGCCGAUACACCCUAAUGAACUAUCUCCAGACACGCGAGAACCCGAAAGCUCCCAAAAAGCUGUAGAUGGCAGUCCGCCGAACACGCAGGAUCAAAAUUCGAAUUCCUCUGCCCCUCACAAACACUACAAUCACACUCUGGACACACCAUCCCAGUCUCUUCCCAACAGCCAGUGCGAACACGCUACCAUCUCUUCCCAGCUUGAGAGCUCGCAAACUUCUACGUCUUCUACAAAGUCACAAACAGACAGGUGUAGCUUUUGUUCUCCCAGCAGCGAGCCGAUAGUACCCCCCCAGCUUUCCUCCGGCAAGAGGAAGCGUGCCGAUUCAGGCGUAAGUGGGUUGGGAAUUGGCGGGCUUGAGCAUGGGAGAAGGUCGCUCGGGUCCACACAUUCACCAUCUCUUCGUCUUUCUCUUUCUUUUGACGGUGAAGCGGUGGUUCGUGGCGAGGAUGAAAAAACCCCAUCACCUCCCAAGAUCCGCGAUUCCUUGAGAAUUGCAUUUUCAGCAGAUGGUGAAGCCGUCGUCCGGACAGCCGGGGAGCCGUCGCCCUCUCCACCACGGCGCCAUACAUCAACCCCCGUUUCUCUUCAGUCCCGACUUAGAAGCCUACGACGCACAAGCAGUGCUGUCUCACUCGGAACGCCUGGGUUUAAAUCGCCAGACCCCGCUAAUAUAUUUGGCAGAUCACGAGAUUCACGUAGAUGGGAGUUAUAUUGUGAUACAGACGCGCGUAGCGCUCUCUCCUCGCCUCAUAUAGGGGCAGGACCUGCGCUUGAUAGGCCCGGAGGCGCCAAACCCUCUCACAGGAGAACUUCGAAUGCAAACACACGCAUUCUAUCACCUUGUGCCAACCUUCCAAACACACUACUACCAGAUGGACCGCCUCAGAAGCGAAAGAAGCUAUCCCGCGCCGUGUCUUCGCUUGGCCGGCUAGAAACUGACCCGUUAGAUACGUCUAGUACCACCAAGCUUAGCAGUUCCCAGCGAAACCGAGGCCAGAGAUCAAAACCCAAGACAGACUUCCACAGUGGUGACUCUGAUAAGGAGAACUGGCUCCCCGGAACACAGACCGCAGGUCCCCGACGGCGUCGACCACAAUCCACAGCCCAAGCCCAGAACAGAGUCCUUCAAACAUCAGGUGAUGCUCGACGUGAGGGAAAUCGAAUCAUAGGACGAGGGUCCAUGUCUCCUCGAAAGGGCCAGGGCAGGCACAAGGAUGAUGAAUACGGUGAGAAGCCAUCCGUCCCUGGUUCAGGCUCUAACCAGGUGGAGGACUUAGACUGCAUCCAAGGCUUGCUCUCUUUAAGCCAGGGUGCUUGGAAAUGA